This is a messenger RNA of Striga asiatica, 1696 nucleotides long. The record is from the annotation of a GenBank genome assembly. NCBI's taxonomy places the organism in Eukaryota, Viridiplantae, Streptophyta, Magnoliopsida, Lamiales, Orobanchaceae.
CCAAUCCGCAAAGUGAUAGCUCACUUUCUAAAUUAUCCAUAGAGAAGUAUCUUAAACUAAUUUUUGCUCAAAAGGCUCCAAGUCGAGCGCAACCCCUCUGCUCCCCAUUGCGAGGACGAUUGAGAGCAGUAAACAGCUGAAUAAUCGGUGAAGUUUCUGAGCUUAAUAGAGAUUAAAGGAAAUGCCGCAACCUUCAACAAUGUUUACGAAGCCCUUCGUUUCAGCUCCAUCUACUUCUCUUUGGAGCAAAUCAUAUGGCUGGAAGAACUCGGUUAACCCCAGUGUUAGGAUAUGUAAAAGGGGGGAGAUUUUGUGUUUUGGCAUGCUAGCACCCAGGAAGUUCAUGCAGAGGAGGAAAAAAGUUGCGAUUUUUAAGGAUGCUGCCGAUGAAGCUGACCAGAGAAACUGGUGGAAACUAAUGCUCGACAUAGAGGAGGCGGAUUCCGCCAUUGAAGUUCUUAAAAGCCGGAGGGUAAAAAACCAGGCUUUGCCCAAGGACCUUGUUGUUGGGACUUUGGUUAGAUUUAAGCAGCUCAAGAAAUGGAACCUUGUUAGCGAGGUUCUUGAAUGGCUUCGAACUCAGCAUUGGUGGGAUUUCAAGGAGGUUGACUUUCUGAUGCUUAUGACGGCCUAUGGGAAACAAGGAGACUUUAUUAAAGCAGAGAAAGUAUUAGGCUACAUGAGCAAAAAAGGGUACCCGGGUCAUGUAGUAUCCUAUACUGCUCUUAUGGAAGCAUAUGGAAAAGGAAGACAAUUCGAUAAAGCCGAGGAAAUAUUUCGUGGAAUGCAAUCUUCAGGUCCCGAGCCAUCUGCUAUCACGUAUCAAAUAAUUCUCAAAAUAUAUGUUGAGGGAGACAAAUUUAGAGAGGCGGAAGAAAUAUUUGAUACUCUUCUGGAUGAAAAGACAUCACCUUUGAAACCUGACCAGAAAAUGUUUCACAUGAUGAUCUAUAUGCACAAGAAGGCAGGGACCUACGAGAAAGCUCGUAAACUAUUCGCAGUGAUGUCCACGAGAGGAAUCCAGAAAACCACAGUUACAUAUAAUAGCUUGAUGUCUUUCGAGACUAACUACAAGGAGGUCUCAAAGACUUUUGAUCAGAUGCAAAGGGCGGGCAUUCGACCUGAUGUUGUGAGCUAUGCACUGUUGAUUAGUGCUUAUGGAAAAGCUAGAAGAGAAGAAGAGGCUUUAGCUGUGUUUGAGGAGAUGCUUGAUGCUGGUGUCAGGCCAACCCGGAAAGCGUAUAAUCUCCUACUUGAUGCAUUUGCAAUAUCUGGAAUGGUAGAGCAAGCACGAACCGUCUUCAAGAGCAUGAGAAGAGACAGGUGCACCCCGGACCUCUGCUCGUAUACGACCAUGCUCUUGGCUUACGUAAAUGCAUCUGACAUGGAUGGGGCCGAGAAAUUUUUCAGAAGGAUAAAAGAAGACGGGCUUCAGCCCAAUGUUGUCACACACGGCACACUUAUCAAAGGGUAUGCCCUAUUAAAUAAUCUCGAGAAAAUGAUGGAAAAAUAUGAGAAAAUGCGGUCGUGCGGGAUCGAACCCAACGCCACAGUGCUCACCACAAUCAUGGAUGCUUUUGGGAAGAAUAAGGAUUUCGACAGUGCAGUUGUUUGGUUCAACGAGAUGGUGUCGGUUGGGAUUUCGCCAGAUCAGAAGGCGAAGAAUAUUCUCUUGUCGUUGGCGAAAACGAAUUAA